Vicia villosa (hairy vetch) is the source of this 745-nucleotide messenger RNA. RefSeq names its product NAC domain-containing protein 102-like. Bases 103 to 462 code for a protein of 119 amino acids. The record is from RefSeq and is a predicted model, not a curated record. Gene Ontology annotation, biological process: regulation of DNA-templated transcription. NCBI's taxonomy places the organism in Eukaryota, Viridiplantae, Streptophyta, Magnoliopsida, Fabales, Fabaceae. The transcript has 3 exons. Gene Ontology annotation, molecular function: DNA binding.
GGGGAUCGAAAAUACUCGAACAGUUCCCGGCCUAACCGGGUUGCCGGAAGUGGUUACUGGAAGGCUACCGGAGCUGAUAAACCAACUGGGAAAGUGAAACCAAUGGGGAUACAAAAAGCACUGGUUUUCUAUGCCGGUAAAGCCCCCAAAGGAGUGAAAACUAAUUGGAUUAUGCAUGAAUAUCGUCUUGCCAACGUUGAUAGGCCCGCCAGCAAGAAAAAUAAUUUAAGGGGAACUCUUGUCCAUCAAGAAAAUGCUGAACUCCAUAAAAAAAUGGACUUCAUUCAGAAAGAAAAUGCAGAGCUACAGAAGAAGGUUUAUGAAGCAAGGAGUACAAAUGAAGAAAAUGUGGCAUCGAAUCUUUCAUGCACUAUCAAUGGAUAUGAUUUACAUGCGCCGAUCAGUCUUCAGCUAAGGCAACCACAGGCUCAAUACAGUGAACCCGCAACCAUGAAAUUAUGAUUACAGCUGCAUUCCUAACAAGCUGUCAUGAACCAGUUCAAAUAUAUAGCAGCCUAGCAGGUGGUUUUAGAAUUUUGUUCUCUAGCAGCUGAGAUAUUAUUGUAUGAAAUCUAUAGAUUAAUUAUAGAAUCAACAAAUGCAUCUAAUAUUUGUAUCAAUUCCUCUUUCUAAUUUAAAUUCUCAAACUUUCCUGAUAUGUUAUACUACUGAUCAUUUUCAGUUGUGAUCAGUUGAAAUUACACUUUAAACACUAAAACUCAGUGUAGACCUCUAUACCAUACCA